AUGAUGGACGCGUUCGGCGCGCUCGUCCGCGCGUCCUGGGCGCCGAUCGCGCGCGGUGCGCUCGACGGCGUCGAGCUCAACGACGUCGACGUCCUGGUCGUCGCCGAGUGCGCGGCGUUCGCGGCGUGGUGCCUGCUCGGGUCUUGGGUUUGGAAGACGUACAGCUUCGUCGACCAACUUUGGAGCGUGACGCCGGUCGUGUACGUCGCGACGUACGCGUAUCACGGCGUCGGCACGGCGGCGCGGGCGCGGUUGACGCUCAUGCUGGGAUUGGCGCUGCUGUGGGGGGCGAGGCUGACGUAUAACUUUGCCAGGAAGGGUGGUUACGCCGGAGAGGAGGAUUACCGCUGGGGCGAGUUGCGAAAGAAUAAACUGUUGCGUAAUCCGAUCGUCUGGCAGCUGUUCAACGUGUCGUUCAUCGCGGUGUAUCAAAACGUGUUGUUGCUAUUGAUCGCCCUGCCCGCGGCGGUGGCGUAUCGAUCGAAAGAGGCGCUGGCGUGGCGCGGCGCCGACGGCGUCGCGCUGUGCGCGUGGACGGCGGCGUUUCUCGUCGAAGUCGCCGCGGAUGAGCAGCAGUGGCGGUUUCAACGCUCCAAGCGCGGGUUGGCGCGCAAGGUGAAGGGGUGGAAAGAGGAUUACGAGCGAGGGUUCUUGACGCACGCGCUGUUCGCGUGGUCGCGACACCCGAAUUUUUGGGCCGAGCAGACGAUGUGGGUGAGCUUUAGCGGCUUCGCCGCGGCGAGCUUAAAGUCCAAGGCGUUCUUCACGCCCGCGCUCAUCGGACCGAUUCUGUUGAUACUGCUGUUCCAAGGCUCGACGUCGUUCACCGAAGCCAUCACGGGGAAAAAGUACCCGGAUUACAAGGCGUACCAAGACGCGACGAGUCGGUUGCUCCCGCUGCCUCGUCGCCGCGCUUUGCCGCCGCCGACGAAGAAGGAUUAA
Ostreococcus lucimarinus CCE9901 is the source of this 942-nucleotide messenger RNA. RefSeq lists its product with no specific name. The record is from RefSeq and is a predicted model, not a curated record. NCBI's taxonomy places the organism in Eukaryota, Viridiplantae, Chlorophyta, Mamiellophyceae, Mamiellales, Bathycoccaceae. The coding region runs from base 1 to 942 and encodes 313 amino acids. Gene Ontology annotation, cellular component: membrane. The transcript has a single exon.